UCCGCUUGAGGUCGCUGUAAUCCUUCACUCGCCUUGAAUCAGCGGUAUUUGAAUUAAAAGCCGUUUGAAGUGUACGGAUUGACAUUUUUAAUCAAUUUUACCGGAUUUUUAUGCCGACAGAUCUUUAACUUCUCAUCUAAGCAGCUCGUCUCCUUUGGCACGCUGGCGUUUCCCUGCUUCGAUGGCUCCUACCUGCCCAAGCAAGAGAGUGAAUUUGUUCACAAAGUCCUUGAGGAGCUCGAUGCCUUCCAGCAGAGAGAUAAUCAGAAAAGCGUCAUACUCUUCCCACCCUUGCCGAGUCGACUCCGGUUUCUGAUCCAUAAGACGGCAGAGAACUUCCCAGAGCUGAGCACUUUCUCCGUGGGUGAGGCGUGGUGCCGCAGACUGGCCGUCUGCUUCUCAGAGCUCAGGUUGCCGGUGGAGGAGUGCAGCAGUGACACGGACGGGAACGUGUAUCAGCAGCCUUAUGUUAGAAGCAGAAGGAUGGAGAGAAAAUCUCGACCGGCUUUCGGCAGGGGAAGCAGACGACCGGACAAAGCCAUUUACGUCCCCCGCGCUCUGAGGCAGUCUGAGUACGAGGCGAGUCUCAGCUCCUCCAGCUGCUCUCUCAGCCUCAGUGUCUCAGAGGAGUAUAGUUCUGACAACUCGGACCCUCCACCAGCCAAUCACACGCCAGGAACCGACAGCGCAGACGAAUCUGUUGGCGAGCAGGACCCAGCAGCACACACUGCAGGGGCGGAGCCUGUGGACUGCGAUCAAGCUCUGUCCUAUUUCAUGGCGAUGACUCUGGAGGAGGAAAGGAGCAGCGAUGAUAUCUCACAAACAAGCACGGCCUGGCCGAACACAGAGGAGACCGACGACUACCACCAAGAGAUCAUGGCCCAUUUGAAGGAGGAAGCGUCAGCGAUAGAACAUACGCAGAGCGAUUUCUCCAGCUUCGAGAACGUGUGGAUCGAUCACAACGAGUUUGCCCACGUCAUCGAGAUCUACGACUUCCCGUCCAUGUUCAAAACCGACGACCUGCUGGACGCUUUCUCAGAGUACAGUGAAGGAGGGUUGAAGAUCAAGUGGGUGGAUAACACUCACGCUCUCGGCAUCUUUUCCAGCGCAUCAGCAGCGCUGCAGGCUCUGUCCAUCAGACACCCGCUUCUGAAGACGAGGACGCUCUCCAAGGCCAGUAAAAAAGCGAAAGGCAAAGCAGCAAGACGUGCAGAGUUCCUGCAGCCGGUGAAGGAGCGGCCACGCACCGAUACAGCCGUAGCCCGCAGGAUGGUGACCAGAGCUCUGGGUCUGAGAGGUAAACGCUACUGAACAGCAGUAUGUCACAAGCUUGUUUGUUGAAUUGAUGAUGAUGAUGGAUCAGUGCCCUUGUUCAAACCUGGCAACCCACAAGUUGUAUAAGUGUUUUAUUUUAUUUUUGUUAAUCCCCCAUAGUGUCACAUCACUAACCACUUCAGCACCAGUGCAACAGUAUGAGAAUAUUGAGUCUGCCUCCUGCUCAGAUGAAAUGAAUUGACACGUUUUUUCCAUCACAUGCUGUUUGUCUGUUUAUCUGUACACCCUGAGAGUGGUGAACUGGGUCUGGUUUGAGUGCGGAAAGAAAUUUCUGGAAACAGUCCUAGACACAAUAGCAUUAUUCAUCUUUAUUUUCCAUGUACAACCUGUAAGAACGCAACGUUUCCAGAUGUUGUCCAAAGUCUCUGUUAAUACCUUGUGUCAUUUAUCUAAUAAAAGGUUUCUUUUUUUU
Messenger RNA from Hemibagrus wyckioides, 1747 nucleotides. RefSeq names its product R3H domain and coiled-coil containing 1 (gene r3hcc1). The coding region runs from base 484 to 1311 and encodes 275 amino acids. The transcript is spliced from 9 exons. The record is from RefSeq and is a predicted model, not a curated record. NCBI's taxonomy places the organism in Eukaryota, Metazoa, Chordata, Actinopteri, Siluriformes, Bagridae. Gene Ontology annotation, molecular function: nucleic acid binding.